UAUUUUUUUCCGAUGGCCACCAUAGUCGUCGAGGCAAAGCCCCUACCAAAAUCAUACAAUCUCCCUCAGGCCCCCAAAACCCGUAUUUCUGCGCCCACAACUCGUCGAUUGAUAUCCUCAGGGCCCGCCUACUUAUCCCAUCUUCGCCUUACUCUGAACCAUAACAAUUCAUUCGAAGAACAGGACGCCUACGAUGAAAAAGAACGUCAGCGACUUGAAGAACUUCAAGGCUCGUCUUUGAACGGAGAAGAUGAUCUCGGGGUUGGGGACGAGCCCGAAACUGAAGAGAUUUUAUCACUAGAUCCAAAGGAAUGGAAGAAACACGAUUAUUAUGCAGUCCUCGGUCUCUCUCACCUUAGACACGAAGCAACGCCAGAGCAAAUUAAGAUUGCUCACCGCAAAAAAGUUCUUAAGCACCAUCCAGACAAAAAGGCCACCUCGACCUCGACUUUUACUCCGACGACCUCUUCGCUCCUCGGACUUAAUAUGAAUACAAAUGACGAUGCCUUCUUCAAAUGUAUCCAAAAGGCGCACGAAGUACUUACCCAUCCUGAAAAACGACGCCAAUUCGAAUCCGUAGAUCCAGAGUUUAUCGAACAGUCUGAAGACGUCCCGGCUGCUGCUGCGGCCAAGAAAAUGGAUUUCUUCGAGACGUUUAGGCCUAUCUUUAAGCGGGAGGCCAGGUUCUCGAGGAAACAACCCGUUCCGAUGUUGGGAGACUUCGAUGCAAGCAAGGAGCAUGUUGAAGGAUUUUACGAUUUCUGGUACAAAUUUGAUAGCUGGAGAAGCUUUGAGUGGUGGGACAAGGAGGUUAACGAAGGGAGCGAUAACCGUGAUGACAAGCGUUACACUGAGAAGAAGAACAAAAGCGAGCGUGCACGUAGAAAGAAGGAAGAUAUCGCACGCCUCCGACAGAUUGUCGAUCUCGCUCUGAGCCUUGACCCUCGUAUCAAGCGUAUCAAAGAUGAGGAAAAGGCGGCUCGUGAGGCGAAAAAGCUUGCUCGUUCUCAGCCCGCGUCUGGAACCAAUACUGGUGCGAAUACACCAAAGAAAUCCAAACAGGAGGAAGAAGAAGAGAAGAAGAAACAGGAAGAAGCGGAAAAGACGGCCAAAGCAGAGGCUAAAAAGGCGAAAGCUGCCGCUGCCAAUGCUGCAAAGAAGGCUAGGCGUCAACAACGAGCCGCUGAAUCAGGAGCUGCUUAAGAUGUUGCUGAGGUUGUUCCUUUCCCAUUGUGACAUAUGUCCUUCGCUAAUUCGUGGUGUUCCAAAGACGAAGAUCUCUCAGGUUCUUAGGAAAUGAAAAGUAGAUGUUGUGCUUUGUACACCCGAUGCAAUUCAUAGAGAGGCUUUCCAACCCCCAAGUCUAACCUGUAGGCCGUCGAUCUUGAUGCGUUUCCCGUAAACAGCAAAUUGAUUCGUACCGAGGGUUUUCACAACAAUGGAUGGUGGACGUGCAGUCCUGGUGUCAUAAUUCAGACCAAAACAACCUUCCGUGUGGACUUGAUCGAGCUAAUGGUCGGAUUACCCUCUCGUAAACUUUUACGCAUUGCAAUUACAUCGGAUGCA
Messenger RNA from Marasmius oreades (fairy-ring Marasmius), 1566 nucleotides. RefSeq lists its product as uncharacterized. NCBI's taxonomy places the organism in Eukaryota, Fungi, Basidiomycota, Agaricomycetes, Agaricales, Marasmiaceae. Gene Ontology annotation, biological process: regulation of translational fidelity; 'de novo' cotranslational protein folding. The record is from RefSeq and is a predicted model, not a curated record. Gene Ontology annotation, cellular component: cytosol. Gene Ontology annotation, molecular function: Hsp70 protein binding; ribosome binding. The coding region runs from base 13 to 1203 and encodes 396 amino acids. The transcript is spliced from 6 exons.